Messenger RNA from Gaeumannomyces tritici R3-111a-1, 705 nucleotides. RefSeq lists its product as hypothetical. The transcript has 2 exons. Bases 1 to 594 code for a protein of 197 amino acids. Lineage: Eukaryota; Fungi; Ascomycota; Sordariomycetes; Magnaporthales; Magnaporthaceae. The record is from RefSeq and is a predicted model, not a curated record.
AUGUGCCCCUUUGGGAGGCGAGCCGGUCUAGACCAAAGAGGGGCGGGCGCGCCCGGGAGUCGGCGCAAGGACCGGAGAGGGGGAGAGGCCGAACUCUUGGUUCUGGCCGCCUAUCCACUUGGAGGGCUCACUUCCCCAAACAGACAAGUCGAAUAUAUCGUUGCAUCGCAGGCCGCGGCCCCGAGCCGUGGACAGCCACCAUUUCGGCAUGUCAGUCAGGUGUCACCUGAUGUCAGGCUCGCUUCUAACAAAGCCCCGUUUGCUGAACACCCCAAGGACAUUUCCGGAGACGAAACAUGCACGACAGUCUUUUCUUUCACCUUUUCCCUUCCGUCUCCCUUUGCAUUUGUCACUGGUAAGGAAGAUCCGCUGUCCACCAUGCGGGCCAUCCUUCUCGUGGCACAGCUCCUCAAGCGGCUUACCGCUCCCACGGAGCCCCCGCCCCAGGGAGCUCUGCCAACAGGACUGGUCAGCUGCCCGUCUGACGCCAUGUGCCGCGACCCAGAGGUCGAGGACCGCCACGUCAAGGAGACUGGGAGCACAGCUUCUAGGAUCGCUGCUCAAGAAAAGGAAACAAUCAGCGAGCUAAGAUGAUAGCGGUAGCCUGGCUCCUCAUGCUGCUGCGCCCAGCUCCAGAGCUCCAGCCUGGCAGGGGGCUGACCGGUUUGCUUGGGGAGUUUAGGCAUACAGUAGUCCCAUGAGGGG